UUUUUUCUAUUUAAAUUUGUCUUUUUAAUUUAUUUAUUAAAAAAGGUGUCUUGACGCAACAGCUUCCUAUCCAGAUGUUAUUAUUAAUGAUUUUACUUCUUCAUUUCGUGAUGGAAUGGCAAUAAAUAUUUUAAUUAAAUCAUUUGAUGAUUCCUUAAUUGAUUUGAGCGAAAUUAGUGAACUUAGAGGGGAAGACAGAAUUGAGAAUGCACUUAGCCUUGCCAGGAGACAUUUUCGUGUUCCAAAGCUUAUUCAACCAAAGGAAUUUUAUAGUGAACAUUUGGAUAUGAAAAGUGUUUCUUGUUAUUUAAUGAUGUUAUAUCUCGGAAUGUGUGAAUCAUCAACUCGUCCCCAAAGAGUACCUUCUACAAGAAGACGGUCUACAUUAGCUACUACCACAGUUGGCAAUGAAAGUAUUAGUGCACCUAGUACCCCUUCCGGAGCUCAACAACCACAACAAACAAAUAUUGCACAAACAGCAAUAACUACAACAUCUAUACCAACAGAGAUUACAACUGAGGCUGUAACUUCAUUCCCGGAAGCAAUCAUUCAUUCACAAAUUCAACAACAGCAAAUAUUAUCUGGAUUGCCAGUCGCAAGACAUUCAAUAGCACAAGGUAAUAUAUUAUUUUUAAUUUUACAUUAA
This is a messenger RNA of Meloidogyne enterolobii, 646 nucleotides long. NCBI's taxonomy places the organism in Eukaryota, Metazoa, Nematoda, Chromadorea, Rhabditida, Meloidogynidae. The record is from the annotation of a GenBank genome assembly.